ACAAAUAGUAAAAGUAUUCUUCUUUAAUUAAAAGAAAGAAACAACCCUUAAACGUCGUACGAGUAUGACUUGUAUGAGUGAAUGAUUCCGAAUAACAGAUAUAAAUUAAGAUCAGGGUCGUAUACAAUUCACAAAAAUAUUGGUAUAAGUUUUCUGUAAAAAAAAAAAAAAAAAAAAGUGCAGGCCUCUGUUCUUUGUCGUCAAUUUCCUUCACUGGAAAAAUGAGAAUGAAAAGAAAAUCCCUAAUUGAGGAAAGGUAUUACGGGAUCAAAAAGAGGCAGAUGAGUUUUAUAAAGAUGGUACAAGAAAGAGCUGUUAAAAUGAAAACUUCUUGGGUGCCUUUUUUACCUAAUGAUUUGAUGUUUAAGGUCUUUCUUUUAUUACCAAUCAAAUCUCUUUUGAGGUUUACUUGUGUUUGCAAGGCAUGGUAUAAGUUGAUCCAUUGUGCUGAGUUUGUUGAGGCUUACAAUAAUCAUGCUGAGACCACCCCUAUCAUACUCCGGGGAGUUGAUAACAAAAGACCGUUCACAUUCCAUGUCGAAACCCAACUCAGCCAAGCUGAAAGCUUUUGUUUGUUUCCUUGUAGCUCGGGGACUAAACAAAGCAAGUCCAUCCAUUUCUUGGAAAUUGACAAUGAGAAGGGCAAGUUAAUUGACCUCAAUAUUAGCUGUUCCGGAUCACUUGUAUCCACUUGCAAUGGGUUGAUUUUGAUCACCUCUAUGCAAGGACUUAUGAAGGAAAGAAAUUCCUUUUUGGAUCAGCCUUUGGUUGGCAGUCAAGAAAAACCAGGGCGGUUAAUUGUGAUGAAUCCUAUGACGAGAAAAUUGAUAGGGUUUCCUCCAGGAACUCUUCCGAGUAAACUUCAUGAGGAAUCGUAUGGGCUAGUUUAUAGCCAUUUAGAAGGUGUUUUUAAAGUGGUGCAUUUGUUCAAGGAUAAAUCAGGGUGUAUUGCUUGUGAGAUUUUAAGCUUGCAGACAAGAUCAUGGAAAGCGGUUAAUGGGCCAGUUGGAACGCUUUUUAAUAAAUUAGGCCAGGCACCUAUUUCAGCUCUUGGAGCUUUGCACUGGCUUCCUGGUCCAUCUAAUUCCAAUUAUAUAAUCUCUAUGGGGGCUGAUGAUGAAAAAUUCUCCGUGACAGACCUUCCAAUGACCAUGGGAAUGUAUGAUAGGCUAGUCGAAAUGGGUGGUUUUCUGAGCUUUGUGAACAGUUUGGAUAUGGACCAUAUAGAUGUGUGGGUCUUGAAGGGGUUAGAAGGAACGAAGUGGGUAAAGCAGCACACCAUUUGCAUCGAUGCUCUUUUGGGUUAUGUGGAUAAUGAGGAGUACUCUUUACCUUCUUUUGGUUUGAAUGCCAAAGAAAUGGUAUUUAGGAGAAAAAAGAGAUUGUAUUCUUACGACUUUGAGCUUGAAGAAAUCAGAGAGAUUGAAAUGGACCAUGAAAGUAUCACAGCAUAUGAGAAUAUUAUACCCCACUCGAAUAACCUUGCUACAUGGGAAUCUCUUGAACCAAUGAGUUAAUCCUGAAGAUUUUUUGCACCAUGCCUUGAAGUUCUUGAAGGCCUGAAGCUGCUCGAGAACAUCUGAACAUGCGUUAAGCAAACCGUGUUCAUUAUGUUCCUUUCCACUCACAUAUAUAUUCAUAAUCUAUUUGAAACUUUGGAUCAGCUCGAUGACUUGAUUUUAUGGUCGUGGUUUGAUUAUAGGUAUGCUGCCAUAUGCAGUCCACAUAUAUACACUCUUGUAUAUUUGGAAGUUGUUGCACUAAGAGAUUGAAGUAUUUAUGCAGAUAUAGAGCUUGUUCCAGUGAUCUAAAAUUGUGUUUAAGGCGCAUCUUUUACCUUCUAUUUUGCGGGUUUGUGCUAACACGAUCUUUGCUGUUUGUACUUCCUCCGUUUUUUUAGUUGAUACCAUUUGACUUUUACACUAUUCA
This is a messenger RNA of Chenopodium quinoa (quinoa), 1929 nucleotides long. Its product is annotated as F-box/kelch-repeat protein At3g23880-like. Lineage: Eukaryota; Viridiplantae; Streptophyta; Magnoliopsida; Caryophyllales; Amaranthaceae. The transcript has 3 exons. The record is from RefSeq and is a predicted model, not a curated record. Gene Ontology annotation, molecular function: protein binding. Bases 222 to 1517 code for a protein of 431 amino acids.